Messenger RNA from Puntigrus tetrazona (Sumatra barb), 4256 nucleotides. RefSeq names its product adrenoceptor beta 2, surface a (gene adrb2a). Gene Ontology annotation, biological process: norepinephrine-epinephrine-mediated vasodilation involved in regulation of systemic arterial blood pressure; adenylate cyclase-activating adrenergic receptor signaling pathway; negative regulation of smooth muscle contraction. The record is from RefSeq and is a predicted model, not a curated record. The transcript is spliced from 2 exons. NCBI's taxonomy places the organism in Eukaryota, Metazoa, Chordata, Actinopteri, Cypriniformes, Cyprinidae. Gene Ontology annotation, cellular component: membrane. Gene Ontology annotation, molecular function: norepinephrine binding; beta2-adrenergic receptor activity. The coding region runs from base 215 to 1405 and encodes 396 amino acids.
GUAACACCGCUCAGCAGUGUGACUGUGUGUGAGAAAAGUGCUCUAGUGACAGAGGAAGAGAGAGCAAAAGUGAGAGAGAGGGCGCGAGAAAGAGAGAUAAGCAUGUAAGAGAAAGCUGGGGAGGAUCUACUCGUUCGUAGCAAACCUAAAAACCUUAAAAGCAUACUGUAACUUUGCAUGGAAGAAGUGGAAGUGGAAUUCAUUUUUGGAGGUCAUGAAUAACACCUCUGUAUCUCCAAACGAGUGUCAAAAUGACACGCAGCCUAACACUGGCGAACCACAGAUGGUGCUGUUGGGCACACUCAUGUCCGUUCUUGUGCUGGCCAUCGUCUUUGGCAAUGUGUUGGUGAUUACAGCCAUUGGCCGCUUCCAAAGACUUCAGACCGUCACAAAUUGUUUUAUUACAUCACUUGCGUGUGCAGACCUGGUCAUGGGAUUGGUGGUGGUACCUUUUGGUGCCAUUUACAUCAUCCUGGGUACUUGGCACUUCGGCAGAUUCUGGUGUAAUUUUUGGACGGCCACUGAUGUUCUGUGCGUCACGGCCAGUAUUGAGACGCUUUGUGUCAUCGCUCUGGAUCGUUACCUCGCCAUAACAUCCCCCUUCCGCUACCAGUCCUUACUGACCAAAGGCAGAGCUCGCAUCGUUGUGCUGCUGGUGUGGAUCAUUGCCGGGCUCAUUUCCUUCCCACCCAUCUAUAUGGAUGUGUGGAUUUCCGAUAGCGAAAAAGCAAAAAGCUGCUUAAACAAUGUCUGUUGCUGUGAAUUCCAUACCAAUACCCCCUAUGCCAUCCUCUCAUCAAUAAUCUCGUUCUACUUCCCCCUGGUCAUCAUGAUUUUUGUCUACAGCCGUGUCUUCCAAGAGGCAAAGAAGCAGCUGAAGAAGAUAUACAAAGUUGAGGGACGAUUUUAUGCUCAGAACAACGGCAAAAUGCAAGAGGAGGCAAGCAGCCACUGCGAAGCAAGGACCGCCAAGAAGCCCAAGUUCUGUCUUAAGGAACAUAAGGCUUUGAAGACUUUGGGCAUCAUUAUGGGUAUAUUCACGCUGUGUUGGCUUCCGUUCUUUGUACUAAAUGUGGUAAUGAACACAAAUGACAUUGAAUUGGAUAUUGCAUUCAAAAUCUUAAACUGGAUAGGCUACGCAAACUCAGCCUUUAACCCAAUGAUCUACUGUAGAAGUCCAGAGUUUAGGUACGCUUUCAAGGACAUCCUAUGCCUUAACAGGUCACAUUACCCUAAUGUUAGGCCAGUCAAUGGAUAUGUAUACAGUGGGCACAGCUGGCAAAGUGAGCACCGAGGACGAAGCAAAGGCAGCUCAGAGGACAGUGACCCAACUGAGAAAGAGAAACGCAUAACAGCAGAUAAAACAGACUCUAAUGGGAACUGCAGUAAAAUGAAUGCGUUGUAAAUCAACAAGUGAGUUUUGACUUGUUCCAGUGUGACCUCUGUGUCAGGUUAAGCCUUCUCUGGUAAGUGACCAAUGCUGGGUGUUUGUUGAAAAAAGGGACAUUUGUUUUCCUCAUUUACCUCAUCGCUUUCUCUUAUCUCGUUCUCUUAGGUUAACCUUUUAUCAAUUCAGUUUUAAGUGAAAUGCUCAAGGAGAUUUGACAGCAAUGAAAAAAAAGAUAGUUUGAAGUGGUUUUGAGGUAAAGGGACUUCCCUCCUGAGUCAUGUUUCUGUCAUCUUGCAUAAAGGAAGUGAGUUUCAGUUUUAAAUAAUGUUUUCUUGCAUUAGGUUAACAGAUUAAAACAGGUAGCAUUAAAACUGAAGCAUUUUCCUUCAGUUAUUCGGGCUCACAUACUGUAUGCACAAAGAAACAAGCAUUACUUCACAUAAAGUAUCAGAUUUACUCCUCCAAAUUAGGCCAUUUCUGAUGAUACAUAGAAAAAAUACACUUCAUAAAAAGUCUUACACCAGCCACAGUUCUGUUCUAACUAGUCUUAAAUACAUUUAAAAAUGUCUUGGUUAAAUUUUUUAUUUUUUUUUUAACUCGGUACAGAAACAACACCUCUUACCACAAUGAAAGAGGAAGAGAAACUACAUGUCCAUACUAGCUUGUUUAAGGAAAUUGCUUAAUUAUAUAGUUCAGCCAUUUGAUCAUAUGCUUAAGCUGAGUAUCCUUAGAAAUCAACAGAAACAAACCAUUGUAUGCUAAUGCACAAUAUCGCAUUUUCACAACGUAAACAAAUUCUCUAUCUCUUGCUUAAAGUGUGUAAGAUAACAGAACUUCUCUGGUGGCAUGUUUUAAUCUGCGUUAUAUCAUUUCAUUUCCCUCAGCAGUCCUGAAUGCUGCCAAAUCAAAAUUAUUUACCCUAGGAAUGCUCUUAACAUUUCCCAGUACAAAUGGGCAAAGUCCAUCAAGCUUCUGUGUAAAUCCCUGAGAUUCAAUGUUUAUCAAAGUCAUUAUGUGACUCCCUCUCAAAAAAAAAACAUUAUCUAGAAAGAUAAAUAAAUUAGGAGGCUUCGAGUUUCCUGUCAGGUUCAGCUAAUGCAUGCAGUGCAAAGAAUACAGCAAUUUCCCUGUUCCUCGCUCACUCAUAUUUCUGACCUAGGCGUUUAAUCUAAUGUUCCAUGCAUAUCAUAAACUGCGUAAGUGGUAAAACGUUUCAAUACUUGUCAGUGUUUGUGAACUAUUAAUUUAGGGCAAGUGUCUCUGUUACUGUGCAGCCUGUUUAUGCGGUCGAAAACUGUGAACUUUGCUCUUUAGAAUAUCUCUUAGUAUAAGUUGUGGCUUUUUGUGGUCUUGAUCGAUUUUAUGUGCAAAACAAAAUGCUUUGAGCAUUUCAAACAUUUCUACCCGUUUACUUUUUAUGGAUACAAUGUGGUGAUAAAAAUAUUUCUGUUUCACUGAAGCAUUACAUCAAAGUGCAAUUUAAAAUCAGCUUCUUAAAAGGGUGCACCAUAAAUCUGUCCAAGAUUUUAUAUUGGAACCAUAAAUCAAAGAUUGUUUAUGUACCUGUAAAAAAAACUGUAGAGAUUAAAAAAACGCUCUGUCACUGUAAACACUGGACUACCAAGCAACAACAUGCAUGUCCUUUUUCAGUAAACGAAAGUGACUGUGACGGCUUGGACAGAUUUGUUAACACUGCACCCUUCUGGGAACAAUUUUCUCUGCAUGUAGAUCACAGUAACCUCCUGUGUGAAACUCUGACCUAGACCACCUUGUGCUAAUGAAAUAUUUGUGCAAUCUUUGCUUUGAUUGUGGCAAUGUGAUUUACUGUUGUGUUAGAAUUUUAUAUUAAUGCUGCCUUUUCUGUGGACAUGCUUAACCUGUUGAGUGAAGUGUUUACAUUCAUUAAUGUCUUUCAUGGGUCACAAAUUAUUGGCAUGCAAAUUGCCAAGAAUUGCACUUUCAUUUUAGUAAUUAAGCAAUGCUCUGGAGUUAAUGUCACGCUACAGACAUCAUAUUGAUGUCACCUUCAGCAUUUAAUGUGCACUAAGUAUUUUUUUCAACUGCAAAUUUAACAAAUUCAUACAGACAUUUUAUUGUACGCAAGGGACGUCUCCUUUUAAGUUGGCCACCAUUUUGAAAUCACAUGCCCAGCCAAAUACUACUUAUUUUAUCUUGAUAACCACCUCUUAUUGGACACUUUUAGUCAAAUAAUAAAUGAACCAUGAAUAACACAAGUGGCUCUGUAAAGGGGAUUUAUGCUUAUAUAUGCUUUUGCAUAAAGCUGCAUCGAUGCAAACAGGUGUUCAGUGUCAUACUGGCCAGUUAAAUAUAAACCAAAAAAUUACUUAGUGCGCAUUAUAGUCCAUCAUCUGUGUCUGUACAGUUGAAAAGGGAACAAGGUAUUUCAUAGUCUCGUUUUGUUCUUAAAAUGUUCUGUUUGAAACAGUUUGAAAUGGCUACUUUGGAAAGCAUACUUUGCACGGAAGGAGAUUAAUGGUCACAUUUGUAAGUACAGACGCAGUGUGGACAGCCUCUUACUGAUGCAUGAAGAUGUGAUUAAAAAUGCCCUGAAUAUUGCUUUAAUGAUAUAAGAGCGGAUUUCAAAUUCAUAAUGCAAAUGAACACACGGUAGGCAAAAGUUCAAAAACGCUUCUCACCCAACAAUUCAUGACAUGUGUGGUGUAUAUAAUGUUGUUCCAGUUUGAUGUUUACUUACAUUUCUUUGAGCUACUUUCGCACAAGAUUUAUCACUGUUUUGUUGAACUACAGUGAAGUACGUUCAACCAUAUUUGUCUAUAUUAAUGGUAUUUAUGAAAUACAAGUGUCAUGCCAUUUGUAUUCUGUAAUAAAUGAUGUAUUUAAUGUA